Penicillium vulpinum is the source of this 1515-nucleotide messenger RNA. RefSeq lists its product as uncharacterized. The record is from RefSeq and is a predicted model, not a curated record. The transcript has 5 exons. The coding region runs from base 1 to 1515 and encodes 504 amino acids. Lineage: Eukaryota; Fungi; Ascomycota; Eurotiomycetes; Eurotiales; Aspergillaceae.
AUGGGAUCUACCACUACGACAGUGACUAGGUCAAAUAGAAAGGAUCGUCUAGUUGGAGAAAAACCCACCAGAACCAUGCCCCAUAGGAAGGCAAAAGAGAUUUCAAAAUCACCGACGGGGGCCAUGUCACAAGGGUCAUCAUCACAGGGAAGGAAACGCAGAAGGACAUCGGACGAGAGACCAAAAGCAAAGAAACGCCAAGACAUACAAGGAGAGACCAGCGAAGUAGAAGCCGAGUAUGUGCCAUCUGCGAGAGAUUUGAUCAGCGACGCCCCAAGAGACCCCAAUAUUACAAUUGACACAUUGCUUCCGGAUCUUGCUACAUCUUAUGUGGGUCAAUUUAAAUCGUCUGCCGCAUCAGUACAGCCGACAAGGAAGGCAUGGCCACGACAAUCCAAUCCCCUUAUAGAUCCUGAUGAAUUGCCUUCAGGCUGGAGCAUGGCCGAGCCGGAUCUUCACCGAAAUGAUAUUGACGCACAAAUUGAAAGAUGCCACAUGAGAAUCAAAGAGAAUAUCAUGCCUCAUAUAUUUGAGCACCGGCUAAAGGAGUUAGAAUUUCGUUUGGCCAAGCGAAAUGCAUUGGCCGAGUCGGAACCUGGGAACUAUAGUUUGGAGGCUCUCAGACGCUUGGAAAUUCUAAGGAACAUGGAAGUUGAACUACAAAGCUCGGACAGGUUCAAUCAACUUCAUAAUGUCCGGGCAUUGCUGCAGGCCUACCGUGGAGGAAUGCUUCAUUGGAAUGAAGGCUUGGUCACGUAUUGGUUUGUAGGCGUGCAAUUGUGUGAGCCAAGGCCGUUCAAUUGGGAUGAAUUCGAGGUUCUCAAUGCGCACCAUUCUGGUAAAACCGGAUUUUGGAUGGAAGGACUAGUUGGACCUGGACCUACAUCAUCACUAGCAGCCAUUGGUCUAAUUGGAGCGCCCCCGCCUGAUGGAUUCUUUAAUCGCAUGUAUUUGAUUGCCAUUCGCAUACCCGGUGUAAGGUGGUAUGCAGAGCUUGAGUUCCUAUACGACACCGGGGCAUCCAUAAUGACACUAUAUGAGGGUGAUAUUCAAAAUAUCAUGGGCUCGUCAGCCUUGGAACCCACGGUCAUGGGGCUAAACACAGUAGAAAUCGCCGAUGGGAGCAUACAAACUGGCCCAGUUGUUGAACUUGAAGCUACCAUACUGGAUACUCAUAGAAGGCGGAUGACGCAUUGGGUCAGAGUCCAAUGUCAGAUAAAUCGAGGUUGGAGUGGGGGAGUGAGCAGAUUGGAUGGCCCAUGGCUACGGCAAAUGCUAUACAUAGCGUCAGCUCCGCGCAUCGACAAUGAUACUAUGUGGAUUGCGAAUAGCCACCCUGAAAUCAUGGCAGCUUUACCUGACACAGGUAACUCUCGAAGCGCUCCACGUCUGGUUCUCGGAAGGCUGCCCUUGGAUCCAGGCGGACGGGCCUCUGUGCUGCCUCGUGGACGUCCUGGGCCUAAUACAGACGCUCCACCAAUCUUACGUCGAAAGAUGCCCGGGCCGGCACCAUAG